AGUCUUGUAAAAACCCAUCGUUCCAAAUCCGAGAAGAAACUAGAAGCAGAGGAGCUUAAACCAGAAGAAGAAAUUCAAGGCGAUCUACAACUAGCAAGAUCAAGGGCAAGCAAGAGCAAGGGAGCUGUAAAAAGUAAACGCUAAAAAUGGGAAGUGGAAGUGAGUUGGAGUUACCGCCAGGGUUCAGAUUUCACCCAACGGACGAGGAGUUGGUGAAUUAUUACUUGUGCCGGAAAUGUGCUGGGCAGCCUCUCGCUGUUCCCAUCAUCAAAGAGAUUGAUCUUUACAAGUUUGAUCCUUGGCAGCUACCUGAUAUGGCUCUUUAUGGAGAAAAAGAGUGGUAUUUCUUUUCGCCAAGGGAUAGAAAAUAUCCGAACGGUUCAAGGCCGAACCGGGCAGCAGGAACCGGGUACUGGAAGGCGACCGGGGCAGACAAGCACAUUGGAAAGCCCAAGGCACUUGGGAUUAAAAAGGCACUCGUGUUCUACGCUGGCAAAGCUCCUAAAGGAGUUAAAACCAAUUGGAUCAUGCACGAGUAUCGCCUUGCAAAUGUCGAUAGGUCGGCUUCCAAGAAAAACAACAACAACUUGAGGCUUGAUGAUUGGGUGCUGUGCCGAAUAUACAACAAGAAAGGUAGCAUAGAGAAAUAUAACGUUGCCAUGGAGCGCAGUAAAAUGACCAAAUACCCAGAAAUAUUGCAUGAGCAAAAACCAGAAAUGACCCAAAUGCCACCACCCCAUACGGAUAUGUCGUCGAUGGAUUCAGCACCGAGGGUGCAGCAGACGACGGACUACUCUAGCUGCUCGGAGCACGUGCUGUCGCCAGAGGUCACGUGGGAGAAGGAGGUCCAAAGUGAGCUACAAUGGAGCGGUGAUGAAUUAGAGAAUUCCUUUAAUACCCUUGAUAAUCAGUUCAUCAAUUACAUGGAUGGCUUCUCAGAUAUUCUUGACUCUUUUGGCGCUGCUCAGCCUCAGUACCAAAUGGACCAGCAGAACAUGUUUGCCUACUUACAAACCCAAUUUUAAACCAAACUUGUUGGGUUAUGAAAGUGGCAGGACCAGAAAAAUUUGAGAAAAAAAAAAAAAAGAAUGGGCCGGACUUGUGCGGUGCUAUUGGAGAGGGCCCUUGACGUAGGUCCGUUAUUAUUUUAUUUAGUACCUAAUAUUCUUUUAAAGUUGGUUUAGAGACCAAAUGAAUUUAUGAUGUCAUAAAAGGACCUGUGGUUAAGGCUCUUGCUCAGUGAGAAAAGCAUCAAGCUGAUGGGCUCGGGUUAGAUUCUCCAUAAUAUGUUAAUACGUAAUGAUUACGGUAGAAAAUUGUUACAAUUUCCAGGAAUUAUGUAGCAGAAAUUUUUUUAAUUUUUCUUUUUAAGUAUGCAUGACGUGUAAUUAUAGUGCAUUUGAUUGAUGUUAAGAGAAACAAAUGUGUUUGAAGUUUUGUAGUGGGAAUUGAGCCCAUCUGAUCUUGAAAUAGGUUGUUUUGGGUUGGUGAAGCCCUUUCACUUGUAUAAAUAGAAUUCUUUAUCACUUGAGGGUAAAUUUUCACCC
Molecule: messenger RNA, 1547 nt
Organism: Prunus persica (peach)
Lineage: Eukaryota; Viridiplantae; Streptophyta; Magnoliopsida; Rosales; Rosaceae
Product: NAC domain-containing protein 2
Exons: 3
Coding region: 147-1025 (292 amino acids)
Biological process (GO): regulation of DNA-templated transcription
Molecular function (GO): DNA binding
Source: RefSeq, a predicted model, not a curated record